Molecule: messenger RNA, 2457 nt
Organism: Nezara viridula (southern green stink bug)
Lineage: Eukaryota; Metazoa; Arthropoda; Insecta; Hemiptera; Pentatomidae
Source: the annotation of a GenBank genome assembly
AUGUGUUCCGUGUUUCUUGUCUUCUUCGUCCUCUUCCUACACCAGACAGCCUCCAUUCUAGAUCAUCCACACACCUUGAGAAACUGUACUGAAAAAGAAUUCAGGUGUGAUAAUGGUCGUUGCAUCCCAUUACAUUGGAAAUGUGAUAAAGAAAAUGACUGCCUAGAUGAAAGUGAUGAAAGCCGUCAACAUUGUAAUUUUACAAAAUGUGGAGUAUUUUAUUUUGAAUGUGAACCUGGAAUAUGUAUACCUGAUUCAUGGAUUUGUGAUGGCCAACCAGACUGUAUGAAUGAGCUGGAUGAAAAAAACUGCACAAAGACAUGUAGAACCGAACAGUUUACUUGUAAAUCUGGAGAAUGCUUACCUCAGUUCAUGAUAUGUGAUAAUGAUAAGGAUUGUAAAGAUGGCUCUGAUGAAGUAAAUUGUACCAGUAAGUGUAAAAACAGUAAAGAUUUCCAAUGUCCUGACAAAACUUGCAUACCAGACACCUGGCGCUGUGAUGGCGAAAAUGACUGUAUUGAUAAUUCAGAUGAAAUGGGUUGUCCACACUCUAGAUUUUCCUUCUGCCUUGAAAAUGAAUUUCAAUGUAAAGAUCGUAGAACAUGUAUAAAUCCUUCUUGGGUAUGUGAUGGACAUGAGGACUGCCUAGAUGGUGAUGAUGAAAGUCCAGAUAUGUGUGUUGUAAGUUGUCGGUCUGAUCAGUUUAAAUGUAAGAAUCAAACUUGUAUUCCUGGUUAUCUUUUUUGUAAUGGUCAUCCUGAUUGUUCUGAUGGAAGUGAUGAAGAAAAUUGCCUCAGCACUGGGGUUAUUUUUUCGUGCAAGGAAAAUGAAUUUGAUUGUGGACAUAACAUUUGUAUUCCUGACAGUAAAGUUUGCGAUAAAAAACCAGAUUGUCCAAAUAAUGAAGACGAACCAUUCAACAAGUGUAAUUUAAAUGAAUGCAAUGAUAACAAUGGUGGUUGUUCACAUUUUUGCAUUGACACAGCAACUAGCUACUACUGUUCUUGUAAAGCUGGAUUCAAAUUAGCUGGGAAUCAUUCUUGUGAAGAUAUAAAUGAAUGUGACAAUCCUGGUUCAUGUUCUCAUAUGUGCAUAAAUGAAGAAGGUACUUAUAAAUGUGAAUGCCAACCUGGCUAUUUAAAAGAUCCUUAUGAUCGUACACGAUGCAAACCAACAGAGGGGCAUACACAGUUGUUGUUAACUCGAACUCAUGAUAUCAGAAUAAUGUCAGUUGAUCACAAAGAUAUGACAGUAGUUGUAAAUGACACAAGAUCUGCAACUGCCCUGGACUUUGUAUAUAAAACAGGAAUUAUAUUCUGGAGUGAUGCAAUUGAGCAAAAAAUUUACAAAGCUCCAAUUGACCAAGGAAACGCCCGUAUUGUAGUUAUAAACAAUGAUGUCACAACUUGUGAUGGUCUAGCUGUUGACUGGAUCUAUAAUCAUAUAUAUUGGACUGACACAGGAAAGAACACAAUUGAAGUAGCCACCUUUGAUGGUAUUAUGAGAAAAACUUUAAUUUCACAUGAACUGGAUGAACCAAGAGCAUUAGCAUUAAAUCCUUUUGAAGGUUGGAUGUAUUGGAGUGACUGGGGAGAAGAAGGAAAAAUUGAAAGAGCUGGAUUAGAUGGAACACACCGGCAAAUUAUAGUAUCAUAUGAUAUUAAGUGGCCAAAUGGACUUACUAUAGACUUAGUAAGACAUAGAUUGUACUGGGCUGAUGCAAAACUUAAUCUAAUAUCAUCCGUGAAUUAUGAUGGAUCAGAAAGGACUGUUAUUUUAAAGUCUUCUGAGACAUUGCAUCACCCAUUUUCUAUUUCAGUUUUUGAAGAUGUUGUUUAUUGGACUGAUUGGGAAAAACAAACAAUUUUUAAAGCUAACAAAUUUAAUGGGUCCAAUGUAACUCCACUAAUUCCAAUCCGUAAGCUACAAAGUCCUAUGGUUGUUCAUGUGUAUCACCAAUACCGACAGCCGAAUGGAACAAAUUACUGUCUGGAAACUAAGGCAAACUGUUCUCAUCUCUGCUUGCCAGCACCUUUCAUUAAUUUGAACUCUCCUAAAAUCACCUGUGGUUGUCCUGAUAAUCUAGAACUCAUGCAAGAUGGUCUGAAGUGUGUUCAAAGAGGAAAUUCAACUAGUGGAGAAAAAAUUCUUCAUAUACCCAUACCUCCUCCAAAAAUUACACGACCAUUGCCUGCAGAAUAUAGUAGUGGCCCUGUCUUAGCUAUUGUGAUCUUGAGCAUUGCUCUAUUUAUUGUAUCUUCUUCAUUAAUUGCAUUUUAUGUAUAUCGAAACUUUUUAAACAAGAACACCAGUGUAAAUUUUGAUAAUCCUGUUUACCGGAAAACAACUGAAGACAACUUUUUCCUAAAUAAGUCUCAGCCACAAUCUGGAUGUGCAACCUUAAGUGAUGGUCUCCAAAAGCAACUAACUAAUGAUGGUGGAAAAGAGUAUGUGUAA